Mucor velutinosus is the source of this 927-nucleotide messenger RNA. RefSeq lists its product as uncharacterized. The transcript is spliced from 2 exons. The record is from RefSeq and is a predicted model, not a curated record. NCBI's taxonomy places the organism in Eukaryota, Fungi, Mucoromycota, Mucoromycetes, Mucorales, Mucoraceae. The coding region runs from base 1 to 927 and encodes 308 amino acids.
AUGGUCUCUUAUAUGAAAAAAUCACUCGGUUCAUUAGCAGGAUUUGGAAACCCUGACCUGUUACCUCCGCCUGAAUUUCUAUCUAUUCCACCUGCAGAGUACUGCCAAGAUGAUGAUGUCGAUGAUUGUACGGGAUGUGCUGAUCCGUGCUCAGAACAUAAAGAGUAUCCAUCCUACCUCAACAUUGAAAUGGACUUCCCCAUCUUGGGUAGCGUCAAACCCUAUGGCAGACAUGUUCUCAUUGCAACUGGUGUAUCGGAUUGGCCCAAGAAGAUUGAGAGUGAAGAGGGAACAUUUGCAAACGCUCUAUACAAUGUGGAAAGCAGUAAUAAAUCAAAUCCAUGGAAAAACCUGGUUACCAACACUUCUAUGGCGUCUACCUACUCAACGAUACCCAAUAGCUGUGAUGUGCUCAUCUUUCCAGAUAACAUUUUGGUGUCUAAUGUCACUUGUGAAGAUGCAGAUGAUUUUUACAAUCUCUUUCUAGCUUCACCACUACCCAAGGAACCCAUGGACAUUGAUUUUAUAAUGCGAGAUGACCGUAUGGGACAGAUGCUGAUACAAAAGUGCCCUUACAAGACACUGAUGCUGUUGUGCUCUCAUAGAAAGCGAGAUAAACGCUGUGGUGUUACAGCACCCAUACUGGCUCAAGAAUUGGACCAUGUGCUACGAGAAAAGGAUUUAAGUGAGCAUGAUGCUGCAGUGAUUAUGGUGAGCCAUAUUGGAGGUCAUAAAAUUGCUGGUAAUGUCAUUUGUUAUAUCAAUGAAGGCACACGUGGUAUUUGGUAUGGUCGAGUGAAAACAUGUCAUUGUCGCCCAAUUAUUGAAGAAACCAUCUUGGGUGGAAAGGUCAUCAAAGAUAUCUACCGCGGUGCAAUGGACAAUAGUUUUCAACAUCAAGCAAGGAGAUCCAUAUUAAAAUGGUGA